Messenger RNA from Solanum stenotomum, 2069 nucleotides. RefSeq names its product splicing factor U2af large subunit B-like. NCBI's taxonomy places the organism in Eukaryota, Viridiplantae, Streptophyta, Magnoliopsida, Solanales, Solanaceae. Gene Ontology annotation, cellular component: nuclear speck; U2AF complex; U2-type prespliceosome. Gene Ontology annotation, biological process: mRNA processing. Gene Ontology annotation, molecular function: poly-pyrimidine tract binding; pre-mRNA 3'-splice site binding. The record is from RefSeq and is a predicted model, not a curated record. Bases 183 to 1814 code for a protein of 543 amino acids. The transcript is spliced from 17 exons.
AUGGAACUUCAGUAUUUGAUGUUUAAUAAUUAAAAUAUGCAUGUUGUAUUCAUGCAAUUCGAUUUAAUUUCAAGCACUCAUAUUUAAAAUAACCUGGCUCUUUUUUGUUUCCUUACAUUGUCAACUCCAUAGAAGAAGCUUUUGGUUGGGAAUGUUGAUCAGUUAGGCCAAUUUUAGUUUGUAUGUCAUCUCCUGAACUCGUAAGCACAUAUUUCUUUGCUUGCUGCUUUGGCCUAAUUUCAGAAUAUUGUCUAAUUGGACUUCUCCAGAGCCAGUCUAAUGGAUCACAGCACUACAGAGUGAAGGCUAAUGGUUCUGGAGAUCAAGACCAUCACCGUCACCGUGAGGAGUACAAGGAUAAAAACACUAGGAGCUACAGAAGAAAUGACGACAAUGAGGAUUACAGCCGUUCCAGGAACCAUAAAUUUGACAGGCGCCAGGAUCGUGGAGGUAGAGAGAAGGGUGAGACACGUAGAUCCCGUUCUAGGUCAAAGGAUUGGUCUCAUGACAAAGCUAGAUCAAGAUCAAGUUCUCCUUUACCACCAAAGAGCAAGCGGACAAGUGGCUUUGAUAUGGCUCCACCAGUUGCAGCAUCUUUUUCUAGUGGGGCAGAACAAUUUCUGUGUUCUUCCAACGGUCAUCCAUCGAUUCCUGGAAUAUUACAGAAUGUUUUUCCAACUGAUGCAACUCAGGUUAAUCCAUUAGGUUCAUUCCCUUUCUUGCCAGUCCAAGCCAUGAGUCAGCAAGCUACAAGGCAUGCACGACGAGUUUAUGUUGGUGGCCUUCCACCAUUGGCUAAUGAACAGACAAUCUCCGCAUUUUUUAGUCAUGUUAUGAUUGCAGUUGGUGGAAAUUCUGCUGGCCCAGGUGAUGCAGUUGUCAAUGUGUACAUUAAUCAUGAAAAGAAGUUUGCAUUUGUGGAGAUGAGAACGGUCGAAGAAGCCAGUAAUGCAAUGGCAUUAGAUGGAGUUGUUUUUGAGGGUGUUUCCGUCAGGAUUCGAAGGCCCACUGAUUACAAUCCUUCUUUGGCUGCUGCACUUGGUCCUGGCCAUCCAAGCCCUCACCUUAACUUAGCUGCUGCUGGACUCAUGCCUGGAGCAACUGGGGAUGCGGAGGACCAAGAUCGUAUUUUUAUUGGUGGAUUGCCAUACCUUUUUACUGAGGUGCAGAUAAAAGAACUACUGGAGUCUUUCGGACCUUUGCGUAGAUUUGAGGUGGUGAAGGAUAGAGACACAGGAAACUCUAAAGGUUAUGGUUUCUGCACAUAUCAGAAUCCAUUGGAUACAGACAUGGCUUGUGCUUCUUUAAAUGGCUUAAAAAUGGGUGACAAGACACUGACGGUUCGACGCGCUACCUCUAGUAGUGGGCAGGUGAAAUCUGAACAGGAGUGUAUAUUAGCUCAGGCAAGGCAGCACAUAGCUAUGCAGAAAAUGGCUUUUGAAGCUAGUGGUAUGACUAUUCCUGGUACCGAGAUAGGGCCUGUUGUGACUGCUGAAAUUCCAACCAAGGUCUUAUGCUUAACUGAGGUGAUCACCCCUCAAGAAUUAUUUGACGAUGUAGAGUAUGGAGAAAUUUUGGAAGACAUGAAAGAAGAAGGCCAAAAAUUUGGUGACUUGAUUGAUGUUGUUAUUCCUCGGCCAGAACCUGAUCAAAAAAUGGUGGAUGGUUUUGGGAAGGUAUUUCUCGAGUACUCUGACACUAUCGGUUGCACUAAAGCAAAGGCAGCACUUGGUGGCAGGAAAUUUGGAGGGAAUACUGCUGUUGCCAUUUUUUAUCCUGAAGACAAAUACUACAAGAAGGAUUAUGCCUCUUAGGUUUCUGAAUAUCUUCCAUGUUUAUAUAGUCUUGUAUAGUUUUAGUGCUUGUAAUCGUCCAUUUAGCUACGGUCAAGGCUGUUUGAUAAUUUUUUCUUCUAUCACAAUUGAAACGCUAACCUACCCUGGUGGGUGGUUUGGGCUCUUUGAUAUAGUCUCUCUGUUAGGAGAAGUUUUCCAUGUUUCAAACUACUGUAAUGACCAGAUUUUAGAUGGUACAAGAUUUAAUAUCAAUAUAAUUCUCAAUACUACUAA